Messenger RNA from Gorilla gorilla gorilla (western lowland gorilla), 403 nucleotides. RefSeq names its product large ribosomal subunit protein eL37-like. Gene Ontology annotation, cellular component: ribosome; cytosolic large ribosomal subunit. The transcript has a single exon. NCBI's taxonomy places the organism in Eukaryota, Metazoa, Chordata, Mammalia, Primates, Hominidae. The record is from RefSeq and is a predicted model, not a curated record. The coding region runs from base 19 to 312 and encodes 97 amino acids. Gene Ontology annotation, molecular function: structural constituent of ribosome; RNA binding. Gene Ontology annotation, biological process: translation.
CUUGGCCGCAGAAGCGAGAUGACGAAGGGAAUGUCAUUGUUUGGAAAGCGUCGCAAUAAGACGCACACGUUGUGUUGCCGCCGUGGCUCUAAGGCCUACCACCUUCAGAAGUCGACCUGUGGCAAAUGUGGCUACGCUGCCAAGCGCAAGAGAAAGUAUAACCGGAGUGCCAAGGCUAAAAGACAAAAUACCACCGGAACUGGUGGAAUGAAGCACCUAAAAAUUGUAUACCACAGAUUCAGGCAUGGAUUCUGUGAAGGAACAAUACCUAAACCCAAGAGGGCAGCUGUUGCAGCAUCCAGUUCAUCUUAAGAAUGUCUAUGAUUAGUCAUGCAAUAAAUGUUCUGGUUUUAAAAAAUACAAAAAAAAAAAUACUGACUGUUUACUCCUGAAACUUAUGAUG